AUGAGUCACCAAACACAGACCAAAAUCUCCUUGGACGAGCGAUAUAAGAAGCUAAGCGAUGAGGUGACCGCCGUUAAAAGGCGGCAUCGAGCUCGCGGCUCAUUUUACGAUCCAUUCUGGGACCGAGACUUUGAAGUCGAACGCAUCGAACUAAAAAGGUUGAGACUUAGACGACUGAUAUCUCUCCGGGAUUUUCCUAUGGAAAACCCCAAGUGGGAGAAGACCACUGAAGCGCAGAUCUUGCUUGAACAACUCAAGGCCCAAGAGGCACACUAUAACUGCCUUAAGCAGCUCGUUUGA
This is a messenger RNA of Penicillium vulpinum, 300 nucleotides long. RefSeq lists its product as uncharacterized. NCBI's taxonomy places the organism in Eukaryota, Fungi, Ascomycota, Eurotiomycetes, Eurotiales, Aspergillaceae. The coding region runs from base 1 to 300 and encodes 99 amino acids. The transcript has a single exon. The record is from RefSeq and is a predicted model, not a curated record.